AAAGGCCCAGCACCUUUCUGUCUCUCAAUAGCGGCUCCAUUCUGGGUUAGUUGUCAUCAAGAGCAAUUCGCUUCCUCGAAAAAAGGCGAACGUAUCCGCGAAAGCAUCGAAGUUCGGCAGUGCAGAGCUAGCGGAAUGCCGUUCUAUGAGAUGAAGCCACUCGAUCCUUCAUCAAACCCACUCUUCAGCGAGCAUGUCUAUCUGGGAAAAGGCGUUAUUCGCAUCGACCGUAGCGCAUAUAUUCCAACCGAAGAAAAGUGGACAACCUUCUUCGCCAAAACUGUAAGCACAACUCAGAAACGGCAGUAUCGAGUUCCGCUUCCUUGGAGGGGUGGUGUCAGCAACACCAAGUACGUUCGAAUUUGUCAGAAAGACUAA
This is a messenger RNA of Ostertagia ostertagi, 378 nucleotides long. NCBI's taxonomy places the organism in Eukaryota, Metazoa, Nematoda, Chromadorea, Rhabditida, Trichostrongylidae. The record is from the annotation of a GenBank genome assembly.